AUGGCUGCCACCAUGAAACUCAUCUCCUUCCUUCUAUUAGCCACCUUGGCUGCAGUGUCGCUGGCCGUGCCUCCUCAGGCCAUCCACCACCGGGUUACCGACCCCAUUCUGGCGACCCCGACUCGUGAUGCGAUGCCCUCGGUCUGCACUAAUGGCAUGCCGGCGUCUAAGCAGCACCCUGCGGGCUAUCCGAUCAACGAUUACACCGUGGUGACUCCGGGUGACAGCAACUGGACUUCAUAUGAGGUCAAGCAGGACUGGUACAACGACCACUUUGUCUCUGGCCCGCACAUCAUGAGCUUCACGCACCAGAGCGAACCUUACGGACCGUUCAAGUGCCAGUACACAUGCAAUUCCGAUGACAGCUGCGCUGCCUACUUUGUCUGGUAUGCCAAUGUGGGGACCGACAACGAGCAUUUGAACUGUGUCCUGUUUGAUGCUGUCAUCCCUACCUCGGCCUUUAUCGAGACCACCGGUACCAUUGCAUCGGGCGCCUAUGACAAGCUUUGCGACCACUCGUCCUAG
Messenger RNA from Chaetomium fimeti, 525 nucleotides. RefSeq lists its product as uncharacterized. The transcript is spliced from 4 exons. Lineage: Eukaryota; Fungi; Ascomycota; Sordariomycetes; Sordariales; Chaetomiaceae. The record is from RefSeq and is a predicted model, not a curated record. The coding region runs from base 1 to 525 and encodes 174 amino acids.